CGUCAUUCAGAAGUGUACCUCCGUACCUUAACUACUACCUGUACUUCAAGUUCUCUUUUCCUUCGCCAACCUCAAGGGCGUGAGCUUCGGACGGCAGGGGUUAGGGUUGACCAUGGUUGAGGCUUGAGAGCUCCCUGCACAGUCAAGUUAACACACCCUGAGCUCUUCAUCUUCCGACGUGGCUGAGCUGCUCUGAUUGGGCGACAUCAGUCCGGGGAGCAGCUCGGCACCCGAGAGCUCACGUCUCGAAAAAGUUCCCGUCGUAAGAUAUCGGCGUUAGGUGCAAGUGCAAUGGCUCUCCCGGCGGAACUCGCAGCGCGCUCCGCGCUGUCAAGAGUUUGCACACGAUGCUCUGUCUCUCUGGCAAGACAAGGCCGGCUGUCCAAUGGCUUGCUCAAUGUUUCCCAGCUACAGCGGCGGUCACUUUCAGAGAAGCGCCCCCGGGCGAAACAUGGCAGUAUCCUUCCCGGCCCCGCCGCCCGGGCCGGCUCAGGCCUUGUGUCCAAGCGAUUAUCCUCCGCGGUUGCGCAGCCUACUUCCGAGUCGAAACCGACGCGGGUCCUGUCGCCCGAUGACCUCUUCCACUCCUUCACCAACUCCCCGAUCCCAGAGAUCCGGCGACGCGCGGCCUUCAUACGACAACAUGCGGGAUGCCCACACCAUGACCACCAGCCAGGGGGCGCCAUGGCCCCGGCGCAUGUCGAUUUCGAGUGCCCGGAUUGCGGUAUCCCGGUGUACUGCAGCAAGGAGCACUGGGCCGAUGACUACGAGGCGCAUCUCCAAAUUUGCGACACUCUGCGCCAGAUCAACGAGGACGACCAUGACCUCCGGUCAGGCCGCUUUUUCCCCGAGUUCGAGUAUGCCGGGCCACAGAUGGAUGAUGCGCUGAUCAACAUGACCAACUGGGAUACCUUCUUGUACACCCGCGAGUUCAAUGCCGUCAACGACGACCGGAGCAUGAGGCAAGCAACGAGGCUUCUGACCUAUCCGGUCACUAUCGGAAGCGUCAUCCACGAACUCAGCCCAUACAGCAUCAAGCCCGGUGGCAGGCUGACGGUGGAGGGUCUCAAGAGCUUAAGCGCGCUCCGGUAUACUCUUCAUCCUUCAAAGUCGGGCGGCGGGCUGGACGUGAAGGGCCUGCGCAUGGAAUCCCCGGCGGUGCGCAUUUUCAUUCUGGGUGCUCGGGCCGAGUCAUCACUCCCUCGAGAUGUUUGGGUUCAACUGGCGCACCUCUUCCCUCGGUCGAGGAUCCACCUCAUCUUCAUUGGCCCAGAGAGCAUGCUUAACAGAGACGACGAGUUCCCUCUCCCUCCACGGACGCCGUCCAACCCGUUCGGCACCAUAGUCGAGGACAGGGUGUGGCCGACAAUGAAGAUCAGCACCAUUGUCGACUACUAUCACACCAUCCACAGGACGGGCUACUUCUAUCCCUACGAUCCCUACUUCGACUGCUUCGUCCUGUUCCAUCCGGGCUUGGGUCAUCCAGCUAGCUCGCACGAAUGGGAGGAGACGCUGCCUAUGCUGCUGGAGACUAAGGCGCCCAUCAUUGUUACCGGCUAUACCCAGGCUGACAUGCAGCGCGACAUUGACUGGGUUAACAAGACGGCGGCUGGCGAGUUCGACGUGCUGUUGGAGCCCGGCGAGAACCGGUUCCGCAGCCUCCGAUGGGACCUGAAUGACCUAGACCCUCAGGAUGUCAGCGCAGGCAACUGGGGGGUGUGGGCUUUUAGAGGCAAGAGAUAUGAGACGACGCGCAAGUCUGAGGAAUGAGCGGGGCCAUGGGCCUCUUGACUCUCUCUUGAGUCUUGUGUCGGAACCUCUUAACCUGUAUAAUAGAUUUGGGCCAGCUCGUCUCGCCCGUGUAUGUGGAGUACAAGCAUCGUGUGCACAAACCCGGUCUAACGCUGUGCACGGAUGCCACUCUCUAGUCUCUACGCGUCCAUCAACGAGAGAAAGACGCAGCCUUGUCUUGAGCUGGGCGGACUUGCAAGGCGGUUUCACGCCGAAAAUGUUGGAGGAUGCCAUGAACUGCUGCUGUUCGCUGCAUAGAGCCAGACACCCUAAUGCGCUGCCAAACACGGUUUUAUCAUGCAUCUCGGUAAAGGUAGGUACGUAUGUCCUAUCCCCUUGUAACAAGAACAUUUGAUUCAAAAAGCGAUGGUCUUGAAUAUCACACCAGUGUCUUGAAGUGUUGUGGAUGUUCACCGCCUGCCGUUUUCAAAUCGGUCGGAUGU
Molecule: messenger RNA, 2234 nt
Organism: Chaetomium strumarium
Lineage: Eukaryota; Fungi; Ascomycota; Sordariomycetes; Sordariales; Chaetomiaceae
Product: zinc-finger of mitochondrial splicing suppressor 51-domain-containing protein
Exons: 4
Coding region: 292-1770 (492 amino acids)
Biological process (GO): mitochondrial respiratory chain complex IV assembly
Source: RefSeq, a predicted model, not a curated record